GUACAGUUGCAUGUAAAUAAAUGGCCUCUGAAAAUUUUCUAAAUCUAUAAGUAAAUACACAAAUAUGUGACUCUUAAAGAACAUAAAUGAUAAAUUAUAAACAGGAUUAUGUAUGAACAACGGAAGAAUACUUUUGGCCGUCUUUUAUAUUCAAAAAAUGUCACCUUAUUUAUAAACAGUAAUUUCUGAAAGCACACACGAAAAAUAAAUAAAAUGAAACUUUUCAACUGAGUGACAGUCUUGAUCUGAAGUUUUCUUAGAAUCUCAUAAUAUCCCUCAAUAUGGGAUCAAAAUAAGAAUACCAUGACUUUACGAAACAAACUCACAGUGAAAUAAAUCAACUUACAAUGUUGAGUCAACUCGCGAAAGGCGAAGGAACUUGGAAUGGAGCGUUGGAUUUUGAACGACCAACUCAGAGUCUUAGCCCAAGGGCUUUCCACAAGUUACCAAAAGAAAACACUUUUCCCGAUAUCAGCAAUCCAUCUCAAGCCUGGACAUCAACAGAGGAUCAUCGCCAUGGUAUCACGAUCUCUCCUCGGCUCAAAUCUGCAAUAUCUUCUUUUAGCCAGGGACAAAUUGAAAAACCCAAUGGGGAACUAGUCUUACCGAAAACUUACACUACCCGAAAAGGUGCUUUGUUGCUCUUUGCGGGUCCAAAUGAUAUUGACAAUGUAAUGCAUAAAAAACAGAAUAAGUUGCUACGGAAACGGAAGAAGGCUGGACAGAAAACUGUAUAUGAUGUUAGCGCUAAGUUGGGCACCAUGGAUAGAUUGGCAAAGUCUGUAUUGGUCUAUGGAGAUGAGGAAUUUGAUGAAGAAGAUGCAAGUAUCUCAGACCCUAAGGGAAAGAUCAUGUUGCGUUUCCUGCACUCCCUGGAUGACAAAAUGGCGGACCUGCGGGCUCAGCCUGGUGGGGACUUCAACUUUUACCUCAGGGACAUCAAAUCAAGGGCAAGUGCAAGAUCCAGACUGACGCAGCCAAGUCAGGCAGAAAUCGACCCAGCGCAAGAAUUACAAGAAGCCAUGGAACAAGUCAACCAGUUUGUUCCUACACCAAUAGAGGGCAGUGCUGCUGGUGAUGCCGCAUCACGUUUGACGACUCCAAUAUCAGAGAGAUUCUGUGAGUCUCUCGCCAGUCAGUUUGUGCGGCCAACGUCUCAAAUGUCAGCAGCUAGAUCAGGGGCGGAGUCACAGCAAAGGCCUCUCUCAGCUCAAAGCAACACAAGUACACAGAGGUCAUUCCAAGUAUUGUCGGCAAACAAGUUAGCGGCAUCCCUGCAGUCCAGACAUCACAUAGGUGGCGCUUCAUCCACCCCACUCAUCAAUCGGACUGGACUUGACGGUGAGAGACGUGCUAUGUCUACGAUACCUCCAAAUGUCCAGAUAAACUACACGAAGCCUGACCCUGGAACUGCAGCACGCCCUACUUCACCCUCGCACCACGGUUCUCACACAGGCUCAAGGCCACACUCGGCCAUACUCUCACGACCUGGUUCCUCAAGGUCAAGGUCAAACAUAGGGUCAAGGCCAAAAUCCGGUCAUAGUUUACAUGGUGAGAUGGCAGCGCAUGUUAGUGUCUACUCUAGAGCUAGCACUGAUAAAAUUGCUGAUCAGCAACUUCAGCAAUAUUAUGCUGAAAAUCUGCAUGGUUCACAUCCUGGUAGUCGCACUAGUAGCAAGCUAUCCAAUCAAAACCCGCAUGCUCCUUCAUUUCCUCUUCAGCCAAUUGUAGGUCAUGACACACCACAUAUAGCUGAUGGUAGAUUCCCGGAGGAUGAACCAGGAAGUAUUGAUCCGUCUCUUAUGAAUGAUGAUGAGAUUAUACUGCCAUCUGAUGAUGACGGGGCCGGAGAAGAGGGUGGUUCGAGACUACAUAGUUCUAUGGGACGACACACUAUGGGGACCCCUUCUACUCAUCCUAUGCCAGAUAUGAGAGUUCAUGUACGCCAUACCCUUGCUGAUCACCCUGACCUAGUGGGGCUCAACCGUGGCUCCCCUGCAAUCUCCCGCCAAGAUGGCUCCAUCACUGUAGACAGACCUCCGUCAUAUAUGAAAUCUGGAUCAAGUCACGGCACCACCAGUCGAGUCUCAUUACGUGACAAUGAAGAUGGUGAGCAAAUACUCGUUAACCAAUCAGAUGACCUCAAUCAAGCUACACAGCCUCUUAUGCCCCAGUACCAAGGUAUAAUGUCUGAGGGGUCAACUUUUUCUCUCGAAAACACGAGACCCGAAUCUCAAAAUCUUGGUGAAUUUGUCAUUGAAGAUUCUGUCUCGCAAAUGGAGCCAUAUUCUGUGCACUCGAGGGGAGGGAGUGCAAAGAGUGGAAGAUCACGAUCUGCAGGGGGUAGUAGAAUUGCCACCCCUCUCAAUGAAAAUAACAAUGAGGAAAUUCAAGAGAUAAUAGAUGGGUUUGCUAGUCAGUUUGCUUCCCAGAAUGCAUCACGGGUCCAGUCAGCGAGUUCUUUUACCAAAUCUCGCUCUCCGACAAUAAGACAUGUGACACCAGAUAUUAUCGUUCCCAAAGAAGCCGAAAUAGAGGAACCAGCCUGGGGAAACACAGAAGAUGGAAGUGAAUACAAUGUUCUUAACCAAUCAGGGGCCAUCCCUGCUUCACUGCGGUCACCAUCUAGGCCCAGUACACGACCAAGCUCUGGUCAUGGACAUUCAGUUCCUAGUAGCCCUGGUUUGAAUAUUGAUAUUCCUCUCCCCCAUCCACCUGAAUCCCCUCACCCCCAAAGACAAGGAUCUUCUGGGGUGAGAUCAGGUGUUACCACCCCCGAAGCUGAACUUGCUCAACUUCCCAAGGAACAUCCACCAAGCGUCAGAGUACCAAGUGUCAAUGAGCCAAGCGUCCAUGAGCAUGAGCCAAGUGUCCAUGAAAGUGUCCACGAACCAACUGACAAAGUGCCAAGUGAACAUCCUCAAAGCCCUGCACCACCCAGUGAAAAAGCAGCCAGUAUUAAAGCUCCAAGUGAAAAAGCCAGAAGUGUUAAAUCUGCUAAACCCACCAAACAACCAUCAGCUCCACAGGCUGAUAAAGCACCACCUGCUAAGCCAAGACCUCCCGGAAGAUUGGCCAAAUCUCAGAAACCUGACAAGUCUUACAAAGACCCCUUAGGUAUCACAUCUGUAUCUAAUAAGACUCCUGAUGGAAAGAAAACCCCAAGAACUGCUGUACAGGAUACUCCAGUGGAACCGCCUUCUGUGAUGAACCUGGAUGAUCUGUUGAAACCAACGAGAGAAGAAGAGGAAAAACGGAAGCGAGAGGAAGCUGAAAAGGAGGCUGCACGUCUCGCAGACCUUCACGCGGCUGCUGCAGAGAAAGCCAAACAACUACAGAUGGAGAAAGAGCGAGAAGAAGCUAUCAGUCCUGUUAGAAAAGAUCUGGAUGAUAUCAAUGCUAUGGAGAAAAAAGUAUCAGGGAUGCUUAAGGAGACAGGAGAGGACAUGGGAGAGGGUUUAACUGCUGAAGAAUUGGAGCUACGUGCACAAAUGCUCAAGGAAAAGAUGGAGGAAGCAGAAGCAUUAAUGAUGGAAGCUGAUGGUGCUAAACCUGCUCAAAGAACACUAGGCAAGCCUCGUUCUGAAAAGAAAACGGGCAAGAAAGGCGGGAAGAAGGGCUCAAAAGGAAAGGGGAAGGAGAAAUCUGACGAUGAAUCCGUGAAUCUAAUUGCUCAGAAAGAGGCUCUUAAAGAACAGCGUCGUUUGGAAGCAGAGCGAAAACUUGAGGAAGAACGUCUGUUAAAAGAGAAGAUAGCUGAAAAGGAAGAGGAGAAAUAUCGUAAAAAACAGUUAGCCGAUCGUCAGGCAAGGGAUAUGGAACUAGAGAUGCGUGCCCUGGAAGAGCAGGCUGAAGAGGCUCGUCAGGCUGAGGAAGAGGCUAGAGAGGCAUUGGCGGAAACACGAAAGAAUUCCAGAGAAGAGCGAGAGGCACGACGUCAAGCAGAGAUUGAACGCAAAAAACGUGAUGCCCAGGAGAAAAGGGAAGAGGCGAGACGUGUGAAAGAGGCCGCAAGACAACGAGAACAGGAAAUGCUAAUGAGGAUGGCUGAUGCCGAUACACGUCGCAAAAUGAUGGAAGAGGAAAGAUACCGUCGUGAAAUGGAAGAGGAGGCCGAAGCUGAGCGAAUUGAGGAAGAAGAAAGGAGAGCAAUGCGGGAAGCUGAGGAGGAAGAAGAGAGAAUUGCAGCUUUGGAGAAAGCCGCUGAGGAAGAGGCGAUGGUAAGGUUGAUCAGAGAGCGAGAAGAGGCUGAGAAAAGGCAGAGGUUACUCAGAGAAGAGGCGGCAAAGAUGCAAGAGGAAGAGGAGAAGAAAAGAAAAGCAUUUGAAGAAGAGCAGCGCAGACUUGAAGUUGAGAUGAGGAAAAGAGAAUUAGAAGAGCAGGAAAGAAAAGAGCAAGAGAAGGAGAGAUUGUUAAAGUUGAAGCAACUCGAAGAAGAAGCCCAGGAUAAACUCCAUCAAGCUAUGGAAAAAAGACGUCAGGCUGCGAUGAAACGUCGUGAACAAAACUUAGAGCAACGUGCACAUUUGGAGAGUGUCAAACAUGGCCAGGGAAUGACAAAACCUUGGCUUUUCUCGUACUAUGUGCUUUGGCCUCGAGAGACUUAUGAGAAGUUAAUGGGAGUCGGAGAUGACAAGAAGAAGAAGAAACCCAAACCUAAAGCCAAACCUAAAUAGAGCAAGAUGUACAUUGUAAAACAUGUACCCCGUCCACAAUAUUUCUCAUUCCUACUGAAGAAGAGGAUGUUUUGUCCCCAUGGUUACUAAGAGGAUAUCUCAUCAAACGCUGAAAAAGUCUCAAUUCCUCCCUUAGAUAGUACAUGGACACAUAUUAAAUGCAAUGUACUGUUUACACACUAUUGUAAUCCCAUAAUUGCGUUUGAAACUUUAUGAGAGACUGACAUUAAUUGGUCAAUGAUAACAACUUUACAUUGCCUAUAUAAGGGAGGUUUUGGAUAUGCGGUUUAUCCAUAGGAAGAUGUGCAUAUCUCACGAGGGA
This is a messenger RNA of Owenia fusiformis, 4998 nucleotides long. The record is from the annotation of a GenBank genome assembly. NCBI's taxonomy places the organism in Eukaryota, Metazoa, Annelida, Polychaeta, Sabellida, Oweniidae.